AUGGAUAUGGAGGCUCUUGUUAGCAAGCUUCGCAUAGAAGAUGAUAAUAGGAGAUCUGACAGGAGAUCCAUGAAGGCCGCUGUGAAGGCCAAUGUUGUGGAGCAUAGGAGUAGCUCCAAGAGUCAAAAGAAGAAACCUGGAAUGAGUUCCAAGUUGGGGCCUAAAGGAGGCAUUUCCAAAAAGGCUAAGUUCCAAGGAAAAUGCUUCAAUUAUGACAAGAUGGGUCACAGAGCGGCAUAUUGUAGAUUGCCAAAAAGAAAAAAGAACAAGGAGGCACAGAUGAUGGAGCACAUCACAAGAGAGGUUGAUGAUAUUGACCUAAGCGCUGUUGUCUCUGAGGAGGCAAAAGCAAUAUCGAAUCUCUGGCCCGGAAAGUUGAUAGGUCCAAUGGUUCCAUCGGCUUACUUGGAUGGUCGAAUUGACGGUGACAAAGAAACCAAGCCCCAGAACUCAGUUGUCUAUGUCUCUUUUGGAAGCAUGGUGUCCUUGACACAGAAGCAAAUGGAAGAAAUUGCGUUUGGCUUACAAGAAAGUAAUUUCCAUUUCCUUUGGGUGGUAAGAGAAUCCGAGAGAGACAAGUUGCCCAACGGGUUUAUAGACUCGGCAAAAGAAAAGGGUCUGAUUGUGGGUUGGUGCAACCAGCUAGAAAUGCUAGCUCAUGAAGCUGUAGGCUGUUUUGUUACACACUGUGGUUGGAACUCGACGCUCGAAGGGCUUAGCCUCGGCGUGCCUAUGGUUGGUAUGCCACAGUGGGCAGACCAGUUUACUGAUGCUAAGUUUGUGGAGGAGAUCUGA
This is a messenger RNA of Ziziphus jujuba (common jujube), 795 nucleotides long. RefSeq names its product UDP-glycosyltransferase 74B1-like. Lineage: Eukaryota; Viridiplantae; Streptophyta; Magnoliopsida; Rosales; Rhamnaceae. The record is from RefSeq and is a predicted model, not a curated record. The coding region runs from base 1 to 795 and encodes 264 amino acids. The transcript is spliced from 3 exons. Gene Ontology annotation, molecular function: UDP-glycosyltransferase activity.